Messenger RNA from Hypanus sabinus (Atlantic stingray), 2526 nucleotides. It is a transcript of the gene klhl23, whose product is annotated as kelch-like family member 23. The transcript has 3 exons. Gene Ontology annotation, molecular function: protein binding. Lineage: Eukaryota; Metazoa; Chordata; Chondrichthyes; Myliobatiformes; Dasyatidae. The record is from RefSeq and is a predicted model, not a curated record. The coding region runs from base 1 to 1689 and encodes 562 amino acids.
AUGGCUGGAAAAGAACAUUAUUCCUAUGAGUUCAAGGAUACAAGUCAUUCUACAGAAUUCCUUAAUGUGUUUAACGAAUUUUAUCAAAGUGGAUUAUUCACCGACGUUAUUUUUGAAUGCUUCUCGGGGCAAUUAUUUCACUGCCAUAAAGUUGCUCUGGCAGCUUGUAGCACUUACUUCAAAGCAAUGUUCACUGCAGAUAUGCAGGAAAAAGCUACCACGAUUAUUAAACUUCCAACCAUUGAUCACAGUAUCUUAGACGCUCUGAUAAGGUUUGUAUACACAUCAGAAGUACUGAUAACAGAAAACAAUGUCCAAACUUUGUUGGAGACUGCAGAUCUCCUGCAAUUUCCAUCAGUCAAAAAGGCAUGUGAAAACUUUCUAGCCAGACAUCUAGAUUUUGGCAAUUGUAUAGGAAUGCAUUCUUUUGCGGAAAGCCAUCAUUGUACUGACUUAGAGAAAGAAUCUCGAAGAGUGUUUCUCUCCAACUUUGAAGAAAUUUCAAGACAGGAUGAAUACUUAGAAACUAGCAAAGACAAACUCCUUUUUAUACUGUCCAGAAAAAACCUCAAUGUGUGGAAGUCAGAUAUUCUUCUUGAAGCUAUUGUCAGGUGGAUUGCAUAUGACAUGGAAAAUAGAAUUGAAUAUUUGGUGGAAUUAUUAAAAUAUGUCCAAAUUGAUCUAGAUCAUCUUUACAUCAAAACAGCACUUGAAGUGCAUGGGCAGUCCCUUCUCACCACUGAUGUUAAGAUGCACUCUUUAAAAAGUCGUGUUCUGGAAUCAAAUUACAGUAUGAGUUCACAGCCUUGCAAGAAGUUAACGUGUAAUAUGUAUAUAAUUGGUGGAUAUUACUGGCACCCACUUUCUGAGGUCCACAUAUGGAACCCAUCAACUGAUUUAUGGACACAGGGUUCACAGUUGCCUGGUUACAGAACAGAAAGUUAUACUGUUUCUGCUUUAGGACCAAACAUUUAUGUUACAGGUGGUUAUAGUUCUGAUAACCUGGAAGCCCUAGACAACGUGUGGAUUUAUAAUUCAGAAAUGGAUAAUUGGGUGGAAGGGAGCCCAAUGUUAAAUGCUCGUUAUUAUCACUGUUCAGUGGUAAUGCGUGGCUGUAUCUAUGUGAUGGGUGGAUACCGAGCUGGUGCUCCAGCGCAGGACGCAGAGUUCUAUGAUCCUUUGAAAAAGAAAUGGAUUCCGAUCGCAAGCAUGCUGAAAGGGGUUGGAAAUGCAACUGCUUGUGUUGUCCAGGAAGUUAUCUAUGUAACAGGAGGACACUACGGUUACCGAGGAAGUUCAACUUAUGAUAAAAUUCAGAGCUACAAGUCAGAUCUCAACGAGUGGACAAUAAUCACUAUCACUCCACACCCAGAGUAUGGGCUGUGCUCCGUGGGUUUAUAUAACAAGAUCUACUUUGUUGGUGGACAGACAACUAUCACUGAUUGUUACGACAUAGAAAAGAAUGAAUGGAAACAGAUAACCCAAAUGAAUGAAAGACGAAUGGAAUGUGGUGCAUUGGUGAUGAAUGGCUGCAUUUAUGUUACAGGUGGAUACUCAUAUUCUAAGGGAAGUUAUCUGCAGAGUAUUGAAAAAUAUGAUCCCGAGAAAGAUACUUGGGAAAUAAUAGGGAAUUUGCCUGGUCCCAUGCGUUCACAUGGCUGUGUAAGUGUAUAUGAUAUACAAGCCUAAAUAAUGUUCUGUUUAUAACCUAAAAUGAUUUUGAGCAAACAGAUGAUGCAGAGAAUGUUACUAGUAUGCUGUUAAUGAUAAAUCACAAACUUGAAAAUGGAAUUGGAAUAAGAGAAAUUGUGAUAGAAUAAGAAUCUGGAGUUGAUUAAAAUAAAUGUAUCUUUUUGAAUGGCAGCACAUGUUUGAAAGGCCAUAUGGCCUACUCUAGCUUUUAAAGAAAGGUAUGAUGUCAAAUAAUGUUUAAUCUCACUAUUAAAGUGAACAAAGGAAAUCAAAUAUGAUUCUCUGUUUUAGUACUCUUAAUGUGGGGUGGUGUUCACAGGUAAUUAGGAGUACUGUGCUUGUAGUUUCCUGAAAAUGUCGCAGUUUGCACUCUGCCUUGGGUACAAGAUUGUGGAAUACCCUCUCCAGAACACAUUUCAUAAAUGAAGGGUCUGAGAACUUCUAAGUAGAAAGAAUGCCGGUGCAACAAAUACAGCUCAAGUUCUUUAAAUCUACAAUUUCCUGGUGGACAUCAUGAUCACAUCAUUGAAUUAAUUGUACUUAAAUCUUGCCAAUAUCAGAAGUACAGUGUGUUGCGGAAGACAUAAUCCUCUGAUGGUGUAAUAACAGUCCAUGAUUCUGCCAUACAAAUGGUUACUUUCUGCUCUGACAGGAUCAUGGAUCUAUAGAAUGUGCCAAUAACAACAGAAACUCUACUGAGAGUGGCUGUAAGUUGAUGGAUAAAUCCAAAGCAGCUUUUGUUUCUCUUUCUAUCAUAUUCACUUUUAAAUUUUAAACAAAAAAUUAAAUUAGUAACAAACUUUUGUUAGAAUUACAAAAACAUUCUAAAAUAAG